AUGUCCUACUACAACGACCCCUCCUGGCCUGCGCCCGCCGCCGCCCGCCAAUCGUCGUGGGAGCAGCCGCCGCCGCCCUCGCGCUCAGGUACCGGACACAGUGGUUACAGCCGCGGCAGGACACCGAGUAACAUGGACUCAGGCGCCAGCUCGACCGUGAACAGGGACGAGGCCAAUGCGUUUGUUGCGCAGUUUGACGAAGUCGAACGCGCCGUCGAGAACCUCGCCAAGGGCGGAAAGCCCUUCGGCGGAUAUCCGCCCGCGACGCCCCCGGCGGGCACCCCGACCAGCCGUCGCGAGUCGAUGCCCAUGAUGGGCGGUGGCGCCCCCCGCCCCCCGUACAACGAGCAGCAAGACGCUCGCUACGGCGGCCAGCAGCGCCACCACUCGGUCAGCGAGUACGAUGGCAUCCGCUCCCACUCGGCCUCGAACGCGCAGGGCUUCUACCAGAACCAGCGCUUUGCGCCCCGACCGAACGACGCGGAUCAGAUGGCGCAGGCGAAGCGACGGAUGGCUGCUCAGCGCGAGCGUGAGCUGCGCAACUACCACCAGGAGCAGCAAUACCACAGAAACGUUUCGGGAUCUGGAUCCAAGUCGGACCGCUCCAUGAGUCCCAAUACCAUGAAUGAAGACGACCGCCGCGAACUCAUCGCCCGCCAACAUCGUGCCCUGUACGGCGAGAACUCAGCCCUCUACAAUAACAACCCCACCUCCAGCCAGGACGUCCGAGUCCAGUCCGCCGGCGCUAACCGCGGAGCAUCUCCACUGGCUUUCGAUCCAUUCGGCACCCAAGCACAGUCCAUCUCUGGCGAGGCCGCCGUCCAGAUGCCCCCUCGAGGCGACAAGGACGCUGCAGGCGGAGCACAGGAGGCCCGCACCAACAGCAACUCGUCUCCUUCUUCUCAUCAGAACCCGGCCUUUGGCCUCUUCGACGCGCAGCAGGCUAGCCGCACCUCGAACUCAUCCCCGGGCGGAUCUCCCCCCGUCUCGGGUUCUAACAAGACGAACGGAUCCGGCGUUGCUCCCAUUGGCACUCGUCCGGCUCCCAACCAGCAUCAGCAGGCUGGUGCACCCCUCGGCAAGCGGGCGACCACACCGCUCCCGUCGCCCCUUAGCUACGGCGCUUACAAUGCUAGCGAGCAGAAAAACAUCGCUGCUUCAUCUUCUUCUUUGAACCCUUCGUCGACGAUUACCGACAAGGGUGCUAUCUGGAACAACGGUCCUUGGGGUAACACGCCCAACCAGGGCGUUCAAGCCUCUGUGUGGGGCUAA
Molecule: messenger RNA, 1272 nt
Organism: Boeremia exigua
Lineage: Eukaryota; Fungi; Ascomycota; Dothideomycetes; Pleosporales; Didymellaceae
Exons: 4
Coding region: 1-1272 (423 amino acids)
Source: RefSeq, a predicted model, not a curated record